This is a messenger RNA of Macadamia integrifolia, 1009 nucleotides long. Its product is annotated as thioredoxin H2-like. The record is from RefSeq and is a predicted model, not a curated record. NCBI's taxonomy places the organism in Eukaryota, Viridiplantae, Streptophyta, Magnoliopsida, Proteales, Proteaceae. The coding region runs from base 414 to 824 and encodes 136 amino acids. The transcript is spliced from 3 exons.
GGAAUCCGAUCUUUGGAGUUCUGGAUUGGUGAAUGGAACCAUCAAUAGAUUAUUCCUUCUUCCUUUUAAUGAUCAGUUGCUCACUGAUGCUGGGAUUAGCCUGUAUAAAACGGUACGAAGGCAACUGGUAUGCCCUGCGAAAUAGUCGAGAGAGAGGAGUCAGAGAUCAAAUAAUUUGACUUUCUUGGGUCGUGACCCGUGAAGGGUUGGAGGAACACGCUUCCGUCGUCAAGGCAAGAAGAAGGAAUAGGGGGAAACAUUUCUUCUUCUUCUUCCUCCUCCUCUGUCAUCAAUUUCUAAUCCUUAAAAGGGCAACUGAGCUAAGGUGAUAAUCUACCCAUCAACCCAUCAACCCAUCAAUUCAAUCUUCAGUGUGGUUCUUGUUUCUCCUGCAAAUCGAAAUUCGAACAGAGAUGGGAGCGAAUUUCUCAAUGCGGCACAACCCUCCUACCGACGAUGGCUCAUCGCAGCCGUCUCGCGUUAUCUCAUUCCACUCCGCAGCUCGAUGGAAGGCUCACUUUGAUGCCUUCACUGCUUCAUCUAAACUGCUGGUGAUCGAUUUCUCGGCAUCGUGGUGUGGCCCCUGCAAAUUAAUCGAACCAGCCGUCGUUGACAUGGCCAACAAAUACACAGACGUCGAGUUCGUCAAGAUCGAUGUUGAUGAGUUGGUGGAUGUGGCACAGGAAUUUGCAGUUCAGGCGAUGCCAACCUUCAUUCUGAUUAAAGAAGGGAAGGAAGUGGACAAGGUUGUUGGUGCCAAAAAGGAUGAACUCGAGAAGAAGAUCCUCAAGCAUCUCCCUACUGCUCUCACCUCCACCAUAUGAUCAUCUUUCUCAUUUUCUGAAAAGGGUUUGGAUUUCCUUAAAUGUAUCAGGCUUAGAAUAAAGCUCUAAAUCGUUUCAUGGGUAGUAGAAUUGCUACUUUUUUGUUUAGUUUCUUAACUUUCAUAAUAGGGAUCUGGAUUCUGGAGGUCUCUUUGCUCAAAAUUAGAGCUUCACGUUUCCUUUAA